Molecule: messenger RNA, 1827 nt
Organism: Aureobasidium subglaciale EXF-2481
Lineage: Eukaryota; Fungi; Ascomycota; Dothideomycetes; Dothideales; Saccotheciaceae
Exons: 3
Coding region: 110-1627 (505 amino acids)
Biological process (GO): protein phosphorylation
Molecular function (GO): ATP binding; protein kinase activity
Source: RefSeq, a predicted model, not a curated record
GCUUCCCUAACGCGGUGACCUGCCCGUCGUGGCCGACCACCAAGAAGCUCCGUCUACGCCUCCGCCGUCCUCGUCGGGCGUCUUGCGAUUGCCCGUCGGUUCGGUCGACAUGGCCUCGCCGGCUCCACUCCUGAGACCGCCAAUCCCCGGCAGCAGAAACACAAGCGCCUCACGCACUCCUAAACUCGGCCUUGCUAUUCCGCCCUCUCCAAAUGCUAGACCUCUCAACCAAGCCAACAACUCACAUGUCAUGCCUCCUCUGCAAAUACCACCUCGCCAACCUCCUCCAAAGCUGAGUCUAGCGACCCCGAUGGGAAGUCACGGAGUACCCCAAGAGACGACUCGGACUGCAAGAGGGAAACUACCCCCGUUACAAGUCACUGGACUCUCGACUGCCCACGGAGGAGGUAGCAGUGAUGACAGUGCUCGUUCGAGGUCCAACAGCAAUGGCGCAAGCAACAAUUACUCUACCUCCACCACUGCUUCUUCCUAUUCGGCCGAGCUCGCUGGUUUGAUUGGUGGCCAGUCCAGUCUACAAGAUCCUCUCUCUGCUGCUGGCUCGUUAUACUCGGCAUCGUCCGCUGGCGGACUUGGUAAUAACAUGGAACGAGAUGGCAGCGUACAGGGAGUGAUCUUGCCGGAUCUAGACAAGCUAAGCUUGGAAAUGGGAAGAGCACUCGAUGUCGAAGACUUGGACGACGCUGGCUGGAAAGUGGCAGCUAAGGAAGACAGGAUUGUCGAGCUCGGAAGUCUGGGAGAAGGCGCCGGAGGUGCUGUCAACAGAUGUAUACUGAAAGGUGGAAAGACGGUGUUCGCGCUCAAGAUCAUCACCACGGACCCAAAUCCUGACGUCAAGAAACAGAUUGUACGAGAGCUCUCAUUCAACAAGAACUGUGCAUCUUCCCACAUCUGCCGCUAUUACGGCGCUUUCAUCGACGAGACCCAUGGCACGAUCGGCAUUAGCAUGGAAUACUGUGAAGGCGGUUCUCUAGACUCGGUUUACCGAGAAGUCAAGAAGCUGGGCGGCCGCACAGGCGAAAAGGUCCUGGGGAAAGUGGCCGAGGGUGUGCUUAACGGUCUUACCUACCUGCACAGUCACCGCAUCAUCCAUCGCGAUAUCAAGCCAUCGAACAUCCUGCUCACCCGUGCGGGAGAGGUGAAACUCUGCGACUUUGGUGUGUCUGGUGAAUUCGGCACAAAGGGUGAUGCAAACACUUUCAUCGGAACUUCAUAUUACAUGGCACCAGAACGUAUCACUGGCCAGAGCUACACCAUUACCUCCGAUGUGUGGAGUCUGGGUGUCACUCUGCUUGAGGUGGCGCAGCACAGAUUUCCUUUCCCGGCCGAUGGAACGGAAAUGCAACCCAGAGCUGGACUUAUCGACUUGUUGACAUAUAUCGUCUCCCAGCCUAUCCCGAAGCUCAAGGACGAACUUGGUACCCCUGACGGACAGGACAUCCGAUGGAGCGAGAAUUUCAAAUACUUCAUUGAGUGCAGUCUGGAAAAAGAGCCCAACCGACGAGCGACACCCUGGCGGAUGCUGGAACAUCCGUGGAUGUUGGAAAUAAAGUCCAAACGAGUCAACAUGGCAUCCUUCCUAAAGAGGGUCUGGGAUUGGUCAGACUAAGAAAAAGCAUACAACAAAAAGUUCUUCGACAAUCUGGAAAACGGAGCAUUAACAAGAAAGCGUUUCGGCUCUGCACUAUCUGGUUGCUGUAUGAGGUGCAACACGUUCUCUUGCACUUUUGGCGGUUUUCAUUUCGUCGAGAUCUCUCUUCGUGUCUCUACCUGUCUUUUGUUCUUGCUUUUGAUAAUGUGCAUUGGGAC